GUUUUAUUCCGGAAGUUAUUUUCCUCCUUCCGGGCCAAUGAUAACGGGCAAGAUGGCGGCAUCCAUAACGAGGACGUUUGGGGUUCUUCGUAACGCUUCAUGCAGCAGUUUAAAGAAUUCAGAGUUAAUUCUGGAUAUACGGCACCCUGGCCCGCUUUUCUUGCCGGUUCGGACCAAGAAGAGGUACUUUAUCCCCCCCGCAGUGGGUUUGAAGGGGAAGAAGGAGGAAAACCCAGAGGCGAAGGCCCGGGCAGCGGGGAUCGUCUUCAGACAGCAGUACUUUGAGAGACCCAUCAACAUCGCCUGCUCAGCGGGGGUGUUUGACCCAUACGUCCCUCCAGAAGGAGACGCCCGUCUCUCCUCUCUGUCCAAAGAAGGCCUGAAACAGCGAACAGAACAGCUACGACAGAGCGCCGCCUCGCAGCUGGCGAUUCGUAAAAUCAAAGAGCACGACUCGCAGUUCAGCACCAAGACGUUCGCAGAGCAAGCUCAAGAGAUCUUCAUAGAGGCUCACGACGCCCUGACACACUUCAAUAAGGAGAGGCUUCAUUCUCUGGUCACAGAAAGAUGUUACCCUGAAAUGACGAGAGGAAACCGCUACAAGACGAUCCGCUGGAAGUUCGUGGAGUCUCUGGAACCGCCCAGGGUGGUGCACGCCCGCUGCCCCGACAUGGUCACUAAAGGGAACCUGUACGGGCAGGUCACGGUCCGCAUGCACUCCAAGCAGACUUUAGCCAUCUAUGACCGCUUCGGGAGGCUGAUGCUUGGCAGCGAGGAGCAGCCGAAGGACGUCCUGGAGUACCUGGUCAUUGAGCGGCACCUGAUCAACCCCUACAGCAGGUGGAGGCUCCACGGGAAAAUCGUUCCCUCGUGGGCUCCGCCCAAAGACCCAGUUAUUAAGACGGUCGCCAUUCCUGGUCCAGAGCUGAAGCCGUGGGAAGAGUUUGAUCCCCUCAGCUAUGAAGUUCCCAAACCAGCAGCCGUACAGUGGAAUAAGUAGGUCAGCAGGGGGCCCCAGUCUCUGGGUUAAACAUUUAGGAGGACGUGUUGAUCAAUAAGUGGAAGAAGAAAGAAACUAUGCUUAAUUUCUUUCUGCUGUAUUUUGAGAUAUCUGAAGAAAGAUGAGCUUCGGUUCAAUAACCAGCAACAUUCUGAAGCUUCUGUAUCAUCAAAUAACCUUCAAUGAAUAUAUCUUCUGUUCACACGUUUAAAUUGUUCCUGUGGGAAUCAUUUUCCAUGUACAUGUAAGAAAUGAAAAUGCACAGAAGUGUAGAGUUGAGUGGUUUAAUACUGCAUUGAAUAUACAGGAUGCCAACAUGUGCAAAGGAAAAUAAACAGAUAUUGCUGAUAA
Molecule: messenger RNA, 1351 nt
Organism: Cyprinodon tularosa
Lineage: Eukaryota; Metazoa; Chordata; Actinopteri; Cyprinodontiformes; Cyprinodontidae
Gene: mrpl45
Product: mitochondrial ribosomal protein L45
Exons: 8
Coding region: 38-1000 (320 amino acids)
Cellular component (GO): mitochondrion
Source: RefSeq, a predicted model, not a curated record